Molecule: messenger RNA, 758 nt
Organism: Orcinus orca (killer whale)
Lineage: Eukaryota; Metazoa; Chordata; Mammalia; Artiodactyla; Delphinidae
Exons: 2
Coding region: 1-540 (179 amino acids)
Source: RefSeq, a predicted model, not a curated record
AUGGUGGUGCUGGGAGCGCUGGGGAGCCUGGAGCCAGCCUGUACCCGCGCGGGGGCGGGGGCCGGGCCUGGAGACCCGGUUUCCACUCGUGCUCAGCCGGCCCUGAGCCCCGUAGGCGCGGAAGUCGGGUCUGGGACCUGCCCUCGGCGUGCUCGCCCUCUCCUCUCUCACCACCCCAUUCCUCUCUCCCUCAUUUUUGUCUCUGUCUCCCACUCCGAACAGGUACCGAGAACUUUCUGGGGAAUCGACAUAAUUUCUCUGGCUGCGGGUUGCGCUGUCUGUAUCCGAAUAAAUCCAGCUCGCAUUCGUCCAGCAGGAAACGGCUCCCGGUUCCCGUGUACGGAGACGCAUCGGCCCAGCACGGGACGCGAGAUGGCUCCUCGUGCUCAUAAGGCGGCAGGUCUGGCCUCCGAGGGAGGCUGGACUAUCAGCGCGCUCAGGCCGAGCAGCCUCUCGCUGCCCGGCAGUGCCUGGCAGUCGCCCGCCUCUGCCUGUGCUUCGGGAACCCGCCGGGCCGAGUCCGUCCGGGGCGAAAACUGAAAGCAAAUUCCACGGCAGAUGAAGCUCGAACUUUCUACGAAGCAAGUUUGCAGCAAAGAUUCGGUGGUACCUUUGAGAGGACAGCGCGCGCAAAGUGGGGCGGUGGGCGAAGAGGGCACCGAAUGUCUGAGCUUGGUCCGCGGCGAAACGAGAGGGAAGGCGCCUCCCCUUCAUUUCUCGCCAACUCCUCGGCCUCUGUCCGUAAAAAUAGUUUCCAA